Molecule: messenger RNA, 2409 nt
Organism: Cercospora beticola
Lineage: Eukaryota; Fungi; Ascomycota; Dothideomycetes; Mycosphaerellales; Mycosphaerellaceae
Gene: DPB2
Product: DNA polymerase epsilon noncatalytic subunit
Biological process (GO): error-prone translesion synthesis; DNA-templated DNA replication
Cellular component (GO): epsilon DNA polymerase complex
Molecular function (GO): DNA binding
Source: RefSeq, a predicted model, not a curated record
ACACGGGCAACAUCAUUGUCCGCCUACAACAAAAUGGCGAAUCCACCAAAUGCGACGCAGAAUCCCUUCUCGUCGUCGCCUGCUUUUGGCACUCCCGCUCACCCAUUUCCGCCCACCGCCAGCAAGCGACCCAUUCCCGCCCCACCGGCAUUCAAGCCUCAGAUUGCGACUAUCCUUCCUAUACUGCUCCCGCCGACGAUAUUACGCCCGCUUGCCUUCAGGACUUUCACGAAAAAGCAUAACCUUACACUCAACUCUUCCGCACUUCAAGCAUUAGCCACAUUCAUCGGCCGGCAUUGUGGCUCAGGAUGGCGAGAAGAGGGAACGGGAGAGAAGGUGUUGGAGGAGGUGGCCAAAUUGUGGAAGGCUGAGAACGGCCCCGUCAUUGUCGAGGACGGCAAAAUGCUGCAGACAAUUUUGAAAACAUUAGAAGGGUGCAUGAGUGGUGGCAGAAUUGGGACACCAAAGAGUGGGAACAGCUUGAAUCCAAGCCGACAAAACAGUUUCACAUUUGGCAACGACUCUGCGAUAGAUCUGCUGGGCGAUAGACCAAGUUUGGAGCGACAAGGCAGCUCUUUUGGUUUAAGUGCCCUGAGAGUGCAAAGUCCAGCGCUUGGUGCCGAGGAAGAAGAGCAUGGAAGUCAAGAACCCAGGAGUUGGCUGAAGGUCAUCAGUGCCUUCGAGCAGCCUCGUUUCACCUACGAUGCGGGCAAGAAGCAUUUCAUGAAAAUUGAGGCCAAGGCGACACCGUUCCCAAAUCCCAGACAGAAGACCGCUGUGUUCAAGGAACGAUACAACAUUAUAUACCAGAGACUGCUGCGAAACCCAGCAUUCCAGGCGCCGUCACUAUCGGCCGGUGUGCCAACGCUUAAGAGGCAAGGUACUGUCACCGAGAGGAGCUUUUAUAAAAUCACACCUGUUGCAAACCUCUUAGGAAGAGGUGGCAGCUCACAUCUGCUCCUGGGCAUGCUAGUGAUAGCGCCGACCGGAAUGUUGGCGCUGAACGAUCUGAGUGGAAGCAUUACCCUGGACUUACAACACGCCACAAGCAUGCAAGAAGGUCAGCCUUACUUUUGCCCUGGCAUGAUCGUGCUCGUAGAUGGCGUGUACGAAGAGGACUGGGCUGGUGCUGGUUCAAGCGGCUUGGGGAAUACUGGAGGUGUCGGGGGAACAAUUGGCGGCAGAUUUGUCGGCUUCGAGAUCGGAGGUCCCCCCGUGGAACGACGCGACGUCUCGCUGGGAGUCAACCUGAAGGCAGAUGAUCUUGGAGGAGGAUUUGGCUGGACAGACUUUCUUGGCUUGGGAUCCGAGCGCGCUGUAGGCACACGCAUGAAGAAAUUGGAAUCACGACUCAUAGGCACAGAGUCAGACAUCGAGGACACUGCUCGAAAGAUGAUCAUCCUAUCAGAGGUGACGCUAGAUCAACCGUCAACUCUUUCGGCUCUGCGCAAACUGCUUGAGCAGUACGAAGCGGCUGAACAACCACCAAUGGGCUUUGUGCUGGCGGGCGAUUUCUCGAGCAAGGCUGCCAUGGCAGGAGCCAGUACCGGUUCGAUCGAAUACAAGGAGCUGUUCAAUGAGCUUGCAGCUGUCUUGUCAGACUUUCCAACUUUGCUUCGGAACUGCACAUGGACAUUUGUGCCUGGAGACAACGACCCCUGGGCAUCGUCUUUCAGCGCGGGGGCAAGCACAUUACUCCCUCGCGAAGGCGUGCCGGACCUCUUCACCAGCAGGAUUAAGCGCGCAUUCGCAACCGCCAAAGCUGAAGUAGGGAUCAAGAAAAGCGAAGUGGAUGGCGAAGCAAUUUGGACGAGCAACCCAACAAGGCUCAGCUUGUUUGGUCCUUCUCAUGAAAUGGUUGUGCUCAGAGACAACAUCUCUGGUCGCUUCAGGCGGAAUGCAGUUCGCUACGGUCAAGCCAUACGACAGGAAGGGUCGCAACAUGAUAGUGAUGUUGCGCUGCCAACACAAGCCGAUGAAGAUGUGGCGAUGUCGGGUGCUCUGCCAACAACAGAGGACGAUGGACUAGAGAGCACACAAAUGGCCAUCGACACGGACUCACCACCAGCUGCGUUGGUGGAGACUGUUCCAUCGGAGUCAUACAAUGUCCAGGAAGCAAAGCGUUUGAUUCUGUCCCUCCUGCCACAAUCGACCGUGUCGCCGUUUCCACUGACUGUGCGACCUGUGCACUGGGACUAUGCGCCUUCUGCACUGACAUUGUAUCCACUGCCGCACGCUUUGGUAGUGGCGGAUGCCGAAGCUCCUCCUUUCUCCAUCACCUACGAAGGCUGCCACGUCAUGAACCCUGGCAGGCUCGUGGAGGGUGGAGGAAAGAGGAAAAAGGUUCAGUGGAUCGAGUAUGACACCUGGACCAAGCGCGGUGGCGUUAAAGAACUUUGGAUAGGUUGA